Messenger RNA from Exophiala aquamarina CBS 119918, 2811 nucleotides. RefSeq lists its product as uncharacterized. Bases 1 to 2811 code for a protein of 936 amino acids. The record is from RefSeq and is a predicted model, not a curated record. Gene Ontology annotation, biological process: protein import into nucleus; mRNA export from nucleus; ribosomal large subunit export from nucleus. Gene Ontology annotation, molecular function: structural constituent of nuclear pore. Gene Ontology annotation, cellular component: nuclear pore. Lineage: Eukaryota; Fungi; Ascomycota; Eurotiomycetes; Chaetothyriales; Herpotrichiellaceae. The transcript has 2 exons.
AUGCCUAAAGUCAUUGGUUACACGCCUCCAUGGCUGUCCAGACCUUCCCCGGGCGCAAGAAUCUUCUCAGAUCCAGCACCUCAAUCGCCCUCUUCUCCCUCCAAACGAUCCUCAUACGUGACUGCUCCUCCUUCCUCGAACGGCUACCAAGGCCCUCGAAGACUGAUUGCAAGUAGAGGAACAGAGAUAUUUACUGUCGUUGGCAAUAAAAUCCGCUGGGCUGAUCUGGCUUCGGUUCGAGACCAGUGGGAAGAAGGAUUUCAGUCUGGCAAUAGUCGCUCUGGCAAAUCUCGUGCUGCCGAUUCCGAUCUUGAAAAUCAUGCAUACCGCACGCUUGACGCCUCUAUCUACUAUCAAAUCCGCCAAAUUGCCAUAUCCCCUUCAGGAGUCUUCCUGGCAAUCUGUACUGAACAUACCGUACAUGUUGCAGUUCUGCCACCUUCGUCUAGGUUAUCGGAGUAUGAGCCUUCUCCCCUGAAAUUGAAGACCUACCAGCUAGGCCCUACAAUCCAUGUUAUCCCAGAGUCUCCACUGGCUUCCGUUCUAUGGCACCCAUUAGCUUCAUCGACUACAUCGACCGACUGCAUUGUCACUGUAACUUCCGAGGCUGCUGUGCGGGUAUGGGAGAUUGAUCGCUCCAAUAAAUGGGCCUUCGAACGCCCUGCUCUUGCAAUUGACCUACGAAAACUAGCAGAUGGUGUCUCUUGCGAUCAGGACUUCGAGCCCGCGGGAUUUGGCAAAACUCGCGGCUUUUCUGUCGACGAUUUUGAUAUGGAGGUCUCUUCUGCCUGUUUUGGGGGCCGAGGCAGGAGUGACGAAGAUCCCUGGGCGGCAAUGACGCUUUGGAUCUCGAUGCGGAACAGCGAUAUCUAUGCUUUAUGUCCCUUACUGCCAUCCAAGUGGAGACCAUCCGACACCACCAUCCCAGCUCUCUCAACAGCUGCAGUAUCGCGAGUUGCCUCCAUUCCAGCAGAUGUCACCGAUCAAGAUGAACGAAGAGCAGCCGACCAGCAAUAUGAAUGGGCAUCGGAAUUAGAUAGAGAAGACCUUCAACUUGUCGAUUCUGCUGACGGCCUUGAACAGUAUGAAGUGUGCUUGAGGCCGCAAAACCCGAGUGCUAUCCCCCGCCUGCAAGGUCCGUUCGCCGUACAGCCUCAAGAUGACGAUUCAGAUAUCGAGAUCUCAGAUAUCUUUGUGUUUCCUGCCAAAAUUGAUGAGCAAGAUAUCCUGUCUGAUGAGUAUGAGGAUGAUUCCUACACUGCAUCUAGCACAGUACCAUUUGCGACAAUAUGCGUGGCGACUCUUGAAAAUGAGAUGUGGUUUGCUAUUGACCUCGACGGCGUUUCCGGACAGUGGCUCCCCAAGAAAGGUAGAAGCGCCUUCGGACUGCCUUCAUCUGAUGCAAAGGAGCUGACGCUGAUCGACACUUUUGCCUUGGACAUUUCUUCUGAUGACCAUGUGGGCAACUGGCCAACCUUCACUGUCGACGUUGUUCACAAUUACUCCAUAUUCUUGACUUCAGCCAACAAAAUAUGCUCACUUUCACUCAACGACUGGGUCACCCGACUGGCCGCUGAACUCACUGAAACCGAAAUAGACGAUCCGGGGUUGAAGACUCGCCUAGAGACAACUGCUUCGAGUGAGGUCUGCAUCACCAACAAGAUAUUGGAGACCUCCGACCAGCCCUCUGGGUUUCUUUCUGCUCCAGCCGUUAUCGAUGAUACUGGAUUAGGUUAUCUCCUCUUGACAUCAACUCCAAAUACACCUUAUGCUGUGUCAUUCGAUCAAGCACAUCUGCGUGCCUCUACCAUUGGGCCAUCAUCUCCGGAACUUACUGCAAUGUCUUCUAGUCGUCCCAACGGCCAAUCCACAGAACAACGUGCAAACGACGAUAUCGAUGCUUUGCCCUCUAGAUCACCCUACGCCCCAGCAGGCGUCUUCUAUGCCAAUCACCUUCAACCGUUGGAAUACCUGCGUCAACGUCUUCCCCCGACCCUUAAGAGAGCCUUGGUAGAGAAGCCAAUGCGUUUGUCACCCGCCAUGCUUGAAAUAAUGACUGCGGCCCACCGGACAGUCAGUGUUCAAACUUCGGAAAUGGAGAAAGCCGCAGCAGAGCUAUUCCGUCGUUGCGAAAGAUUGAGAGAAGAACUUGGUGACCAAGUAAAGCAGAUGACAGAAUUAGCCCAGCGACUUCAACACAUUCAGCCGGGUGGCGAGGAGGACGAGAAUGGUCAAGCAAGGGCAGCGAAAAGCCACCAGGACCGAAUCACUGAGGCAAAAGAAAAGCAAGCAAAACUUGUCGCAAGGUACGAAGCAAUGAGGAGAACAGUGGGUAGACUUGGUGGUAAGAACCGAGAGUUGAGUAGUAAAGAAUCUGCAUGGAUUGAUGAAAUUGAUGUGUUGGGAUUGGCAGUCGGACUUGGCUCUGGCAAAGAGCAGGAAACACUCAACACCGACAAGGCACAGUUGGACACCAGAUUUGAUACGGUCAAAAAGCUAUCAGCUUCACUUCUCGACGAGUCUCGAAGGGUUGAGAAGCAAUUACGAGAUCAGCAGCAGCAGCAGCAGCAACCUCCUAAUAUUGACCAGAGUACAUCGUCUCUGUCGACAUCUACCUCUUUAUCACGAUCGCGUGCCUCUAUUGGCACAGCUGUCAGUAGUAUUGGCAGCGGAAGCGGCAGUGCCUUGUUGGGCGUUUCCAGCCGGCUCCAGAAGGAGCGCAUUGCUGAUGUCAUGACAAUGGUGGAACGAGAGGGUGCUGUUAUCGAUGCUGUCGUGCAUAGACUCGAUAGGUUGAAGGUUGAGUACUAG